AUGCUGGGGAUCGUGUCCGCCGGGCUAAUCCAUCGAGACAACGCCUCCAAUGGCACUAUCUACUUCUUCGACAAAGGCGGCUCCAAGAAGUUAUCUGGGCCCCCUGUUUACUUGUGGCGGACCUCUCUCAGAAAAAUCAACCCCGAUGGCUCCGACAUCACAAAUGUUCAGGAAUACGGCCCACCAGUCCAGACACCCAACGAACCGCUCGGAGCGAGAUCGUUCAGCUAUGAUCCAGUUGGAAAACAGUUUUACUUCGCGAGCAGCAGGAACGUCUUUCGCAUCGAAUUCGACGGCACGAGUCUCACAAACCUCGUAACAGACACCGAAUACCUUCAAAGCGUAGUAGUUCACAAGCAGAAAGUCUGGUACAGCACGUUCCACUCGGGGCUCAUCAAACGAAUGAAUCUAGACGGCAGUGACGUAGAGACGUUCCUGAAUGUGUCGCAAGGCCUGAACCCAAUUCAGUGGGCAUCGAGCAGCGCCAGAGGUAUCGCCAUUGACGACACCAACAAUUUCAUCUACUGGUCUAGCGAUGGCGGCGCCGACUUCGCUCUUCCGCACCGGGGCUCCAUCCGCCGCGCUCCCCUACAAGCCAAUACGACAGCCAUAGAGGUCUUGGCCCAGGACAUCAUUUACCCCCUCCAGAUGCGUCUGUCUCAGAGCGGUGCGCUGUAUUGGGGUGAGGCAAACUACACCACAGCCGCGCUGCGACGCGCGUACUUCGCACCUGAUCGUGUCCUCCAGCCAGGUGAUACUGAGAUAGAGACUCUGUUCAGUAACAAAACGCACCCUGAAUUGCUCCCAUAUCCGCUCACAGGCUUUGCGCUCAGUAGCAACGAAGAGAAGGCUUGGAUCACAGCUGUGGAUGAUUUUACUAAUAGUGGUCGCAUUAUUGAAGCGUCGCUAUCUGGGGGCGAGUCAAGAAUAGUUAUUAAUAAUACUACACUUACUGGGUUGCCAAUAGGCGUAGAGUACAUUAUCUAG
Messenger RNA from Periconia digitata, 987 nucleotides. The record is from the annotation of a GenBank genome assembly. Lineage: Eukaryota; Fungi; Ascomycota; Dothideomycetes; Pleosporales; Periconiaceae.